Arabis nemorensis is the source of this 1023-nucleotide messenger RNA. Lineage: Eukaryota; Viridiplantae; Streptophyta; Magnoliopsida; Brassicales; Brassicaceae. The record is from the annotation of a GenBank genome assembly.
AUGAGAUUGUUCUUUAUGUUUGCGAUUCUGUGUGGCUUUUACAGUGAAGCCUGUGGUAAAUUUUCUUUAGAUAUUGAUAUGAAAUUGAAGACUCUUAAUAAGCCUGCGUUGAAGACCAUCAAGAGUGAGGAUGGAGAUAUAAUAGAUUGUGUAGAUAUUUAUAAACAACAUGCUUUUGAUCAUCCUGCCUUAAGAAACCACAAGAUUCAGAUGAAACCGAGUGUGGAGUUUGGUUCAAAGAAGACUAUUAUUCCGAACAACGGUUCUUCUAAACCAAUUACGUCUCAAAUUUGGUCCAAAUCUGGAAACUGUCCCAUACGGACAAUACCUGAGGCUGUUGUUCUCGCGGUAGGGUUUAAUUUUAUUGGCGCUCAAUCCGACAUAAAUGUGUGGAAUCCUCCAAGAGUUGAGGCUGGGGACUACAGCUCCGCUCAGAUCUGGCUGCUUGCUGGCCUCUCUGAUAAAUUUGAGACCAUAGAAGCUGGUUGGGUGGUAAAUCCACGCGUUUUCGGAGACUCCCGCACACGUCUCUUUACCUACUGGACAAAAGAUUCAUACAAUUCAACAGGGUGCAUCAACCUCUUAUGCGCUGGUUUUGUGCAAACAACCACUGAGUUCGCUUUGGGUACAGCCAUAGAACCUGAUCCAAACAGCGGAAACUGGUGGCUGACUUGUCAAGACAUCGUGUUGGGGUAUUGGCCCGGGGCACUCUUCGAUGACCUCAAACACAGCGCCACCGCGGUGCAGUGGGGUGGAGAAGUCUAUAGCCCUAACGUGAGGAAGAAGCCACACACAAAAACGCCAAUGGGAAGUGGAGAGUGGGCAUCGUACAUCUGGUCCAAAGCUUGCUUCCACACCAAUAUUAGGAUCAAGGACUAUUCAUUGCAGAUCAAGUAUCCCGAGUAUCUAUCUGAAUACUCUGAUGAGUACGACUGUUAUUCUACAAAACUCCACCGAGAAACGUAUAUGUCAGAACCGUAUUUUUACUUCGGAGGACCUGGCCAGAAUCGUCUUUGUCCUUGA